This is a messenger RNA of Daucus carota subsp. sativus, 849 nucleotides long. RefSeq names its product protein BUNDLE SHEATH DEFECTIVE 2, chloroplastic. Lineage: Eukaryota; Viridiplantae; Streptophyta; Magnoliopsida; Apiales; Apiaceae. Bases 149 to 634 code for a protein of 161 amino acids. The record is from RefSeq and is a predicted model, not a curated record. The transcript is spliced from 3 exons.
CAUUUAAUUCCCGGUUAACUUCACCGUACGAGACUGCUGGUGUGUAACAAGAGACAGAGAGAAACGAGACUACAAUUUGAUGAAUCCAAACCCAUGAACCAGUUAUCCUCUGUAGCUCCCACCCCCUGUUGUUUCAUUUCCGAUACAAAUGAAUUAUUCGAUAAAUAUGAUUGCUACACAAACUAAUACUUGUUGUUUUCUCACCAAUUCACUUCACGGAGGCGUUCCUCGAAUCUCCGCCGCUCCUUUCUCGUCUUCUCCGCCCCAGCUUCUUCAGUUUUAUUUUUUUUCUCUGCAGCGUCGAUCAUGCGUAGUUAGGAAUGCGUUUGGGAAAAAUAGAAACCCUGAGUCUUUGUUCUGUUACGACAAAGCUAUACCUGAGGAGAUUAUUGAGAAGCCAAUUGGUAUAUCCUUGUCUCAAAAGGAUGUUGGAGAUAAUACCAGGUGUCCUGAAUGCGAGGCCAAAGGUGCUGUACUUUGUGCCACUUGCUCUGGUUCCGGCUUAUACGUGGACUCUAUAAUGGAGAGUCAGGGAAUUAUUGUCAAAAUCCGAUGUCUAGGUUGCGGUGGAACUGGUAACAUUAUGUGCUCAGAAUGUGGUGGUAGAGGUCAUGUUGGAUGUCCUAAUUUGUAAGGGUCGAACUUGUAUUGUGUUGCAUCCUGUUUAGUAUCUUGUAUUUAAUCUGGUUUGAAAGUUUCCAGCAUGUCCCAGUUUUUGUUGCAAAUUCCUUUAAGAGUUUUUCAUUUCUUUCAGCACCAUAAAUAUUCAGUAAAUUUUGUAUUACAUUGAUAGUAACCUCUUUAUCAUAGAAUAGAAGAAAAUAAUAUACAAUUAACCUUUUUUAAUUA